AUGGCCACCCCGCGCGUCGUCAUCAUCGGCGCUGGCAUCGUCGGCACCAACAUUGCCGACGAGCUGGUCGCGCGCGGAUGGACCAACAUCACCGUCGUCGAGCAGGGCCCGCUGCAGAUGCCGGGAGGCUCGACAUCGCACGCGCCAGGCCUCGUGUUCCAGACGAAUCCGUCCAAGACGCUGACCUCGUUCGCCAGCUACACCGUCGAGAAGCUGCUCUCGAUCGGCUGCUUCAACCAGGUCGGCGGCCUCGAAGUGGCCGAGACGCCGGAGAGGCUCGAGGACCUGAAGCGGAAACACGGCUACGCGUCGUCCUGGGGCAUCGAGUCGAGCCUCAUCAGCGCCGAGGCGUGCUGCAGGCUGUACCCGCUGCUGAGCAAGGACGUCGUCCUCGGCGGCCUGCACAUCCCCUCUGAUGGGCUGGCUCUGGCCGCCAAGGCUGUGCAGGUUCUCAUUGAGCGCACGCGCAAGGCGGGCGUCACGUAUCUGGGCAUGACGCCGGUGACGGGGUUUGAACGCAGCGACGGCCGCGUCACGGGCGUCAUCACAAAGAGCAGCGGCACCAUCCCCGCCGACAUUGUCAUCUCGUGCGCCGGCCUCUGGGGCGUCGAAGUCGGCGCCAUGGUCGACCUGCCCAUUCCCCUGCAGCCAGUGGCACACCAGUACGCCAAGACGACGGCCGUGCCGGCGCUCAAGGCCAAGAACCCGGCGCCCAACAGCGCGAGCCUGCCCAUCCUGCGCCACCAGGACCGCGACUUGUACUACCGCGAGCACGGCGAUCACAUGGGCAUCGGAUUCUACGGCCACCGUCCCCUCCCAGUCGUCGCGGCCUCGCUGGGCGAGACCCGAGCCAACGUCUCCGAGCACGACAUGCCAUCGCGCCUCGACUUCACCCCCGAGGAUUUUGAUCCCGCCUGGACGCUGAGCCAAACGCUCCUCCCAGCGCUGCGAGAGACAGAGAUCGCCCACGGCUUCAACGGCAUCAUGUCCUUCACGCCCGACGGCGGCCCGCUCAUCGGGCGCGCGCCUGCGCUUGAGGGCUUCUUCGUCGCCGAGGCCGUGUGGGUGACGCACUCAGCCGGCGUCGCGCGCGCCGUGGCGCAGCUGCUGACGACGGGCCGCGCCGACGCCGACCUCGCCGACUGCGACCUUGCGCGCUUUGAGCGCGUCCAGCUGACACCGGCCUACGUCCGCGAGACGGGCCAGCAGAAUUUCGUCGAGGUCUACGACAUUCUGCACCCGCUGCAGCCGCGCGACGCGCCGCGGAACCUCCGCGUGAGCCCGUUCCACGCGCGCCACGAGGACCUCGGCGCCUACUUUCUCGAGGCCGGCGGCUGGGAGCGCCCGCACUGGUUCGAGGCCAAUGCGACGUUGCUGCGGGAGCUGCCGGCGGCGUGGCGCCCGCGGGAGCGCGACGCGUGGGCGGCGCGGUACGACUCGCCCAUCACCGCCGUCGAGGCCUGGAAGACGCGGACGGCCGCCGCCAUGUACGAUCUGACGCCGAUCCGGCGGCUCGAGAUGUCGGGCCUCGGGAUCGUCGACCUGCUGCAGAAGCUGACGACGAGCAACGUCGCGAAGGAGGUCGGCAGGCGUCACGUUUUGUACUGCUCCUAG
Verticillium dahliae VdLs.17 is the source of this 1614-nucleotide messenger RNA. RefSeq names its product sarcosine dehydrogenase. The record is from RefSeq and is a predicted model, not a curated record. Lineage: Eukaryota; Fungi; Ascomycota; Sordariomycetes; Glomerellales; Plectosphaerellaceae. The transcript has a single exon. Gene Ontology annotation, molecular function: protein binding; oxidoreductase activity. Gene Ontology annotation, cellular component: cytoplasm. Bases 1 to 1614 code for a protein of 537 amino acids.